Messenger RNA from Melopsittacus undulatus (budgerigar), 1673 nucleotides. It is a transcript of the gene GC, whose product is annotated as GC vitamin D binding protein. Gene Ontology annotation, cellular component: cytoplasm; blood microparticle. Gene Ontology annotation, biological process: vitamin transport. Lineage: Eukaryota; Metazoa; Chordata; Aves; Psittaciformes; Psittaculidae. The record is from RefSeq and is a predicted model, not a curated record. The coding region runs from base 17 to 1528 and encodes 503 amino acids. Gene Ontology annotation, molecular function: vitamin D binding; vitamin transmembrane transporter activity. The transcript is spliced from 12 exons.
CACUGCCUCCGUAUAAAUGCUUGGGAUGAGUUUCCCAGUGCUGCUUUUCGGCAGGAGGAGGGAAACCAGCUCCAACAUGAGGACAGCUCUCACCCUGCUGCUGCUGUUAGCCACCGUGCAUGCCGAGCACCGAGGUAGAGCUUAUGUCCGGGACAAAGUCUGCCAGGAGUUUAAGACCCUGGGGAAGGAGAACUUCCGAACCCUGACCAUCAUUGCCAACAGCAAGAAAUACUCCAACGCCACCUUCGAGGAGAUCAACCACCUUGUCCAUGAAAUUGUCUCCCUCGCUGAGACCUGCUGUGCCGAUGGUGCCGACCCCUCCUGCUACAAUGCUGGGUCCUCAGCUCUCUCAGCCAAGUCCUGCAGCAAGGGCUCACCAUUCCCAGCUCACCCCGGCACUGCCAGCUGCUGUGCCCAUGAGGGACUGGAGCAGAAGCUGUGCCUGGCUGCACUGCGGCACCCACCCCAGGAGCUGCCCCGCUACGUCCAACCCUCCAAUGAGGAGCUCUGCCAGGCCUUCAAGAAGGACCCCAAGGACUUUGCCGACAGGUUUCUCUACGAGUACGCCAGCAGCUACAGCGAGGCACCACUGCCUGUGCUCCUGGGCUCCACCAGGACCUUUCUUUCCAUGGUCUCCACAUGCUGCAUCUCCCCCAUGCCCACCGCCUGCUUCCUGAAGGAGAAACUGGAAAGGAAAUCCUUCUCCCUCCUCACUCUGAUGUCAAACCGGGCUUGCUCCCGCUUCAUGGCAUAUGGGAAGGACAAAUUCACCUUCAGCUACCUCACCUCACUUGCUCAAAAGAUGCCCAGUGCUUCCUUUGAGGACCUUUUCCCCCUGUCCUGGGAUGCUGCUGAGGUGUUUUCCCAGUGCUGUGACUCAGUGGCUGAGGACUGCAUGCAGAACAAGUUAUCAGAGCACACAGCCAAAGUCUGUGCCGCGCUGUCGGCCCGAGAUGAAAGGUUUGCCGACUGCUGCAAGGGCAAAAACCUGAUGCAGAACUACUUCUGCAUCUCGGCCCUGCCACCUGCGCUCGCCCCAAAGCUGCCCGAGGCGCAGAAGCCAACGAGUGAGCAGCUGUGCAGCAAGGAUGCAGCUCACCACACCAAGAGGUACCUGUUUGAGUUGGCACGGAGGCACACCAACAUCCCCGAUGUCUUCCUCAGCAAGCUAUAUGAUGCAACUGAAAAUGUCAGGGAGGAAUGCUGCUUUUUCAAAGAUGCCUCUGCCUGCCUGGACAGCAAGCGCCAGAGGAUGGGAAAAGAGCUGCCCCCCUUCCUGGAAAAGGCCAACAGGUUCUGCAGGCAGUACACUGAGUUAACUUUCCUUGACUUCAAGAAGAGGCUGCGGGAGAGCCUGAAGCAGACGAUGCCUGAGGCCAGCCCGGAGCUGCUGAGGCAGCUGGUGGAGCAGCGAGCAGACUUCGCCUCCACCUGCUGCUCCCCCAACGCACCCCCCUUGUUCUGCGCCUCCAAGGUGAGCUUGGAGCUGGGUGACGCAUGCGAUGGAGGGUCCUGCCUGCUGGGCUAGGUGCCCUGAUGUACGCUGCCAUCAGGGAACGCUUGUCUGGCCACACGUGGAUGGAAGAAGGAGAUACGGGGCUGGGGAAAAAAGGGUCAUGGCCAUACACCCCAGGGUUGAGCUCUUCAGGGCAUUCAAGGAAGCAGGAUGUUGA